ACAGAAUGUAUCAGCCGUAUCUACUACAGGCCGUACAAUCCCUCCAGACGCUCAGCUCGGACGAGCUGAGAGAUCUGCUGGGGAACGACGAGAAACUGGACGAACGAGUUGAUGAAGCGGUUAAAUCACUAGAAUCGUCGAAGGAUUUGAUAAUCGCGGAAAAUCGUAGCCUCGCAGAGAAAAAUUUGAACUUUGAACCAAAGAUGGUCGAGCUACGAUCGCGGGUGCAGGAACUGGCCGAUGAGUGCCGCACGCUGGGUGAAUCUGUGAAGGAAAAAUCGACACAAUUGGCUUCGAAAUCGGAAAAGAACAAUGCCGAGACUGUGCUUGCCCUGCUCCAGACAGCCGCAGCAGAAAGUGAAGAAGAGUCAGAAAAGAUUGUGAAACAGCUGCUCGAUAGCGAACUAACAGUGGACGCUUACGUAGAGCAAUUCAUGCACAGUCGCAAAUUGAUGCACAGUAGAAAGCUGAAGGCCGAGAAGAUGACCGAGUUGCUUCGUAGCAACAGGCACCCCACUUCUCAAAGAUUUGACGUAGGCUAUGGUCCGGCCUCCAUGCCCUACCCAUCUUCAGAACCCUCACUUCCUGGCGGAUUCUAUGUAACGCCCGGGAUGGCGGCUCCAAGGGCUGCGGUGCCCUAUCCGAUGGGACCUCCAUCGAUGCCAAUGCCGAUGGUCAUGUUUCGACCGCCACAAUUCUAAUCGAAAGCUUUCGUAUGCCUUGACUACUGAUAACUGC
Molecule: messenger RNA, 738 nt
Organism: Anopheles maculipalpis
Lineage: Eukaryota; Metazoa; Arthropoda; Insecta; Diptera; Culicidae
Gene: Vps37B
Product: vacuolar protein sorting-associated protein 37B
Exons: 3
Coding region: 6-701 (231 amino acids)
Biological process (GO): protein targeting to membrane; ubiquitin-dependent protein catabolic process via the multivesicular body sorting pathway; protein targeting to vacuole
Cellular component (GO): ESCRT I complex
Source: RefSeq, a predicted model, not a curated record